AUGAUCAGAAAAAACGACACCUUAUUGACUGAGUUCAUCCUGUCAGGAUUAGCAGACACCCUGGAGUUACAGAUUAUCCUAUUUGUGCUCUUUUUAGUGGUUUACAUAUUUACAGUUCUGGGGAAUUUGGGAAUGAUCAUGCUCAUCAGGAUUGAUUCUCGACUGCACACACCCAUGUAUUUCUUCCUGGCUAACUUGUCCUUUGUGGAUGUUUGCUACUCAUCCACUAUCACCCCAAAGAUGCUGGUAGAUCUACUGUCUGAGAAGAAAAGCAUCUCCUUUGCUGGUUGCUUCCUGCAGAUGUAUUUCUUUAUCGCCCUGGCAACGACAGAGUGCAUCCUCUUUGGCUUAAUGGCUUACGACCGUUAUGUGGCCAUAUGUAACCCCCUCCUUUACUCCUUAGCAAUGCCCAGAGCAGUCUGUCUUAAAAUGGCCACGGGAGCCUUUUCAGCUGGAUUGCUGAACUCCAUGGUUAACACAAGUUAUGUGAGCAGUUUGCCAUUCUGUGGCCCCAAUAUCAUCCACCAUUUCUUCUGCGAUAGCCCCCCUCUUUUUAAGCUCUCUUGUUCUGACACACGCCUGAAUGAAAGCAUCUUUUCCACUUUUGCUGGUGUGAAUAUGGUCGGUUCUCUGCUGGUCAUCCUCACGUCCUACUCUUACAUCCUCUUCUCCAUCUUCCGUAUGCAUUCCGGGGAGGGGAGGCACAAGGCACUCUCAACUUGUGCUUCCCACUUGACGGCUAUCACUCUGUUCUUUGCAACAUCCAUCUAUACUUAUCUGAGACCCAGUUCUAGCUACGCCCUGAAUCGGGACAAAGUGGCUUCUGUGUUCUACACAGUGGUGAUCCCCAUGUUGAAUCCCCUGAUCUACAGCCUCAGGAAUAAGGAAGUAAAGGCGGCAUUUUGGAAUGUAAUUACCAGGAAGAGAAUCUCUUCAUUUCUAUGA
Echinops telfairi (small Madagascar hedgehog) is the source of this 945-nucleotide messenger RNA. RefSeq names its product olfactory receptor 5F1. The transcript has a single exon. Gene Ontology annotation, cellular component: membrane. The coding region runs from base 1 to 945 and encodes 314 amino acids. Gene Ontology annotation, molecular function: odorant binding; G protein-coupled receptor activity; olfactory receptor activity. Lineage: Eukaryota; Metazoa; Chordata; Mammalia; Afrosoricida; Tenrecidae. Gene Ontology annotation, biological process: G protein-coupled receptor signaling pathway; sensory perception of smell. The record is from RefSeq and is a predicted model, not a curated record.